AUGGAAUCUUCAUCUAUUGUGAGCUUUAACAAUGAUUCUACUUACCAAUCUACAUUAAAGGGUGAUAACCUUAGCGUACAUGAGCUGGCUCUUCACGCAAUGAGAGAUAGGUGUCUUCUUCUUCAGAGAAGAAUAAAUUCAUUAGAAAGUGAUAACAUAAAACUCAAACUAGAUAUAACUAAAGCUACAGAAAAUGUUUCUUACACUCCACUUCGAGAAGAUGAAAAAUUUGCUUUGGAGCAAAAAAUUGCAGAGUUAAAUAAGCAAAAGUCUCAACUUUUACAUCAUGUUUUUAUGGUUUCCUGUGAGAAUAAAAACUUAUGGGGAAAAAUUGCAGCAAUGAAGGGACCUGAAAAAGUAAAUGCAAAGGAACAUAUAAAGCAACCAUUAGUGCGUACUAACACAUACAUCCAUAGUUCACCAAAAUCUAAUGCACAAUAUAUAGAAAAGUAUACUGAACCAAGCUUAGAAGAAAUUUCCCUUAAAUUAGUUAACAGUUACAUUCAGGAAAAAUCCCAGCUGGUAGAGCAAUAUGAACAAAUGGCCCAACUCCAAGAUUUAGAAGACGACUGCACUUUGAACAUUGAUUCUAUAGGUUUUAAUCUUAUGGAAGAUCCAGCUACUGAUUCUUUGAAAGAAAUUAAAAAACAAACUGACAAAAUGCAAUCUUUAACAAAAGAUGUAGCACAACAGGAAAAGGAUAUUAAAACUGUUAUAACAAGAUUAGAAACUUUAUUAAAUGAUGGCUAUAAAUGUUCCACAUGCAAAGCAAACAAAGGGAUAUCUGUUAAAAUGGAAGAUAAGGAAACUGAAAUUAGCAAUAGUCUUGUAAAUUUUGCAACACAAACAGAUUCUGUUCUAUUUGAUAAUUUUUCAGAUUUAAAUACUACAUUAGAUAAAAAGAGUGUUGAGAAUGUUGAAAAUAAUCAAGAGUACUAUGAUAAAAUCUGUCCAAUGUGUGGAGAUACUUUCAAGGACGAUGUAGGGUUUGUUGACUUUCAAACUCAUGUAGAAAGUCACUUUAUAGGACCAAGUGAUGAAGAUUCUUUAGAAAACUUUGAGCACAGAAACUCUUUUGAUAUAAUAUAA
Messenger RNA from Leptosia nina, 1089 nucleotides. The record is from the annotation of a GenBank genome assembly. Lineage: Eukaryota; Metazoa; Arthropoda; Insecta; Lepidoptera; Pieridae.